CGAAUAAGCACACGUUUAAAAAAUGUCAAAUCUUUCCACGAGGUUGAUUCUUGUCUUGUUGUUCACUACAAGUCUCAUUAUUAAUAUUCACGCUGAUGCCGUCAAGAAGUAUACUAUUCAACCAGGUUCAUUAACUGUGUCGGGUAUUAGUGCUGGUGGUUUUAUGGCUGUUCAAACACAAAUUGCCUUCAGUAAGUCUGUAAAGGGAAGUGGUAUUGUUGCCGGAGGUCCAUAUUAUUGUGCUCAAGGUCAAAUGAUGAAUGCCUUGAUGGGUUGUAUGAAGUCACCAAGCUCAAUUUCAUUGAGUUCAAUCAGUGGUCAAGUUGCUGCCUAUGCUAAGGAUGGUUCAAUUGACCCAAUUGACAAUGUUAAGAAUCACAAGAUUUACCUCUUCUCUGGUACUCAAGACUCAGUUGUUGCUCCUGGUGUUAUGGCCAAGCUUGCUGAACAAUAUACCUCAACUUUUGGUGUUGAUAAGGCCAACAUCAAGACUGAUUUUAACACUCCUGCUCAACACUCAAUGGUCACCAAUGACUAUGGUAACUCAUGUUCAUAUUUGGGAUCUCCAUACAUUAACAAUUGUAAUGUUGAUAGUGCUGGUGCUUUCUUCAAGCAAGUUUACCCAGAUUUCAAGGAAGGUGGUAGUGCUGUCUCUUCUAACUUGUUCACUUAUAAGCAAUCUGGUAAAUACAGUGCCAGCAGUUUCUCUGAUACUGGUUAUAUUUACAUUCCAACUGCUUGUCAACAAGGUGCUGAAUGUAAGGUUUCUGUUGCUUUCCACGGUUGUAAUCAAGGUGCUUCUGUUAUUGGUACUGCCUAUGUUUCCAAUGCUGGUUACAAUAAGCAUGCUGAAAUCAACAAUAUCAUUGUUGUCUAUCCACAAGUUGGUGUUUCUUACUUUAACCCAAUGAAUGCUCAAGGAUGUUUCGAUUGGUUCGGUUACUCAAAUGCUAAAUAUGCUACAAAGAAGGGUGAUCAAAUGGUUGCUAUUGCUAAUCUCUUGAAUGAUCUUGGUUACUCCCUUUAAUUGGUGGACAAUUUCCAUAUUUAAAUAGAUAUCGAUUUAUGAUAUAUGCAAGUUUAAUCCUUUUGAACUUGUUGUUUAAUUUAUUGUAAUUAUUAAAUAAUUUUCUCUCACUGAUUUAUUCU
Naegleria gruberi is the source of this 1149-nucleotide messenger RNA. Its product is annotated as fibronectin, type-like protein. The record is from RefSeq and is a predicted model, not a curated record. NCBI's taxonomy places the organism in Eukaryota, Heterolobosea, Eutetramitea, Acrasida, Naegleriidae. The transcript has 3 exons. Bases 23 to 1027 code for a protein of 334 amino acids.